This is a messenger RNA of Symbiodinium natans, 2784 nucleotides long. The record is from the annotation of a GenBank genome assembly. NCBI's taxonomy places the organism in Eukaryota, Dinophyceae, Suessiales, Symbiodiniaceae.
AUGAUUCCGAAAGCUGUGGUUUUGCUCACUUGCCUGGCUGCUCUCGCCAGUAAAGAUGUGGAGCAGAAACACUAUCACAAGCUGCCUGGAAUAGCCGACUAUGACCUGAUCAGUGCAUAUGAGGAUCUCGUGGCUGUGAUCACGAACAAUAUCCCCCUGGGUCUGAAGGACCUGCCAAAGCGGAUGAUCCUCUUCAGCACGUGGUACAUUGCAUCUCGAAGCCUGCACAGUGCUCUGGCAGGUGGCGAGUGUUCAUGUCAAGAGGAAUUUCCGGAGUCCCUGCAACCAUUUGUGCGCGGAAGGGUCUGCAAGCUGGAUCCCGAUGCUGUGGAGACCAUUAGCCCAUUCUUGUUUGGCGAUCAAGUCCCUAGCCCGGACUUGACGCCGCCACAGCUCUGGGCGCAAGUGGCCAAGCGUUCAAUGUACAUUGCUGAGAUCAGCAGGACCUAUGCUGGUGUCACGGCAGAGCCCGCUUUUCAAGCCUCCAUGCUCUCCUUGUCGCACCUGGCAGCUUCGCUUCCUGAGUUGGGAACGAAUUGGAUGAGCGGAAGGCCGCCGAGACUCGUGUUACCCCAUUGCAUCUCGGAUGACUACGAAGGUGCUUUUUGGUGGGAGGGUGUGUGGUCCCACAACAGUGAGCACUGGCUGCGUCCACUCUUGAGCAAACUCGGCGAAAGCUCACACUUGGCAGUGGUUCUGCGACCAUCCCCCAGCGUCCGGCUCAUUGAGGAAGGAUGUGCAGUGAAUCCUGGCAUGCUUUUGAUGCAAGACCCAGUCCAAUGCUUGCAAGACUCUGGUGGCUGGGAUGUGGUGUCCAUGGUGGACGGCUUGGAUAAUUUCUCGGCUGUCAGUGCAGAACAAGGCCGCAUCCCAGGGACGGUCGUGAACGAGACCUUCCGCUUAGACUGGGACAAGGAAGGCAAGGUGACAAGCUUCAAGUUUGGCAAGAUCGUGCGAAGCCCACGGCGUGGUGGUCGGACCGCGAUGCUGCCCAGAACUGCUGACGUACUCUUGGUUUCGCCCCAAGGUGGGAAUUGCUUUGACGCGGCAGAGAUGAUUCCGCCUGUCCGAAGUAGCGUGCGCCUGGUGAUUGUUCCUAUAAACCCGCUCUAUGCGCCGCCGACACGCGUGAUGCCAGACUUUGCCAGUACCCUCGCGCAGCGGAAAGGCCUGGCUGAUCUGAAGUCUUUCGACAGGCACAAGCUGCAGCGUCUUCUAUUUUUGACGCAGUGUUCUUUGCAAAGUGCCGUGGAUCUCAUGGCUCCGCGUUUCGUUUUACUGUUUGUGGACGGAACUCGGGCGAUUUUCGCAGAAAGAUCGAUCGCAGGCCGCUACUGCACGCCGAUUGCCAGUGGGGAAGCCUGCGCUCCGCUAUCGGCACUCUGGCACCGUGGGGCCAGCUGCUCACCGGCAACGCUGCAGCUGAUGCCCCUGGAGAAAAAGCAGCUCACGGAGGUGGAGUUUCUGGCCGAGUCCAGUUGGCCGUGCGAGGAUUACGUGGACAUGGGCUUACCCGAAGUAUCGUUGGAGAUGUUGGAGAAGCCCAAGUUCCUGAAGACGCAUUUCUACGUUGAUGGCAUGCCGCAGUGUCAUUCUGCUAUUCCGCACCAGGUGUUUGAGCCAGCAUCCUGGCCACAUUCGCCCGGCCGCCAGCAUGCAGUUGGCUCUCGCGGACACUGCCUUGCAGAAGAGGGCCUGUGCGAAUGCUUCCCCCCAUGGCGGGGCACGGCUUGCGAUCGGCCUGACCCACCCCGUGCGUCUAGAGAAGGCAGCGCAGAGAACAGAGAACGAGAUGCCACCAUAUUGGUCACGCUGGCUUCUGGUGGUCGAAUUGAGGAAUUGCUAUUUGCGUUGCCCAACUGGUGGGAGCACUUUAACUGGAAGUGGGAUCACCCCGUCUUGGUGUUUCACCAAAAUCUUACACAACAUGAAGUUGCGUUGAUUCGGAACGCAUCUCAAAACCGAGUGUGGUUCGCAAACAUAGAUCGAUACUUCCGCCAGCCAGAGAAGCUGCCGCAGGGUCCGGACAGGUUACAAGAAGCAGACAUUCGUGCGGGAUACCGGCUGAUGUGCAGGUUCAAGGCGACGUAUGUCCUUGAUCAGCCGGCCCUUCAGGGAUUCCGGUGGAUGUUGUGGAUGGACUCAGACUCCUAUUUCACGGACCAGGUACCGAAUGAUUUUGCGAAAGAGAUGCGGGCAGCUGGUGCCAUUUUCGGUUACACACACACUGGCAUGGAGGAUGCGCCGCUGAUCAAGUAUUUGUUCGAUGCCGCGCUGCUCUUCGAAGCCACGGAGCUCGGAGGGAGCAAGGGCCGGCCGCCUGCGGCCCUGGAGGAAGAGGAGGGAGGAGUGCCAAUCCAAGCUCGCGCAUUUGCCGAGGGAUUUGAUCCACCUGAAAAAAGCCAGUACUACGAGCGGCUGCUGACUGUUACCUCCGGUUUGGAUCGGGGACAAGUCCUUCCAUUCGGGACCCCGACAUGGAAAGGCAAAGUACCUCUCACAGACUUCUUGCUGUUGGACAUCAUCAGUUUUCGAACCGAUGCUUUGCGAAGGUUCACCGAUUGGAUUGAUGAGUGGGGCGGCUGGUGGCUCUAUCGAUGGGGCGAUGCAGCCAUCAGGGGUGUUCAAGCAUGGAUCAUGCUCGAGGCCAAAGAAUGCCUCAGCUUCUCUGACUUGCCUUAUGUGCAUCAACACUUUUGUCGAUGUCGAAACCCACAUGAAGCCUGCGUCUUCUUAGGCAGGGGGGAGAAGCUAUUCAAUUGGACAUGCAAAGAGCCGCCCUAG